AUGUUCUUCGCUAGAGCGAUCUACCAUAUCUUCGAAAGGGCCUGGGAUGAUAUGCGGCUCUUCCGGGAUAUCGCUAAACUGGCGGUCUGUCAACUCAUUACAUCCAUUCGCAUACCCCGUUGGGGUGCGAAUGAUUUGGAAGGCACGACGAUUUUGAGUUUUCCGGCUUUAGUGCGAGUCUAUGUUUCCGGUAUCUGGCCACUAGAUGAUGUCGAUGGUAUACGGGAAAAGCUGCGGGUCUGGACAGAGAAUGCAAACUUGGAGGUCGUCUUUGAAGCCCAUCCUGAAUCCGUGCGAAGAGCUUUGGAAGGUGAGAGCGCGGCUUCUGAAACUCCGGCUAGUACGCUCAGAAACCAGCUCAACUCACCUCUUCUCCGCCUGCCCGCCGAGAUCCGCAACAAGAUCUACACCUUCGUCUCGCUCUCUACGACCAUCAAAGUGACAGAAGCCUCCGAGAGCAGCCUUUUGAAACGGAUCCUCUGCUUGAGAGCCCCAGGUCUUGUUAGAAGUUGCCAGCAGAUACAGCACGAAGCCACAACCUUGCUCUAUAGCCUAGCUACUUUCGACAUCACCAACCACAGCGUCGCCUUCCUGCUAGGUAGAGUAUCCAAUCGCAACAUCUGUAGUCUCAUUACCUCAAUCAAGAUGUCCGGUUACUUGGCUUUUACCGUAAUGUCCAAGUCCGAUUCCGUACCACGUUCUUGGAGAGAUAACAGGACACCAGCAGGAUGCCUGCCAAGUCUCAAGAGCGUGUAUGUACAGAAGAUAUACUGUGAAUGGAAGAACAUGAAGGAUCCAGCAGCUCUGAGGAAGUGGUUUGGAGAUGAAUCACUCGAGAUCAUCUUUGAGGAGUAUGCUGGCUGA
Alternaria arbusti is the source of this 864-nucleotide messenger RNA. RefSeq lists its product as uncharacterized. The record is from RefSeq and is a predicted model, not a curated record. The transcript is spliced from 2 exons. Bases 1 to 864 code for a protein of 287 amino acids. NCBI's taxonomy places the organism in Eukaryota, Fungi, Ascomycota, Dothideomycetes, Pleosporales, Pleosporaceae.